Messenger RNA from Trifolium pratense (red clover), 6189 nucleotides. Its product is annotated as myosin-11. Lineage: Eukaryota; Viridiplantae; Streptophyta; Magnoliopsida; Fabales; Fabaceae. The record is from RefSeq and is a predicted model, not a curated record. Bases 188 to 5797 code for a protein of 1869 amino acids. The transcript has 9 exons. Gene Ontology annotation, cellular component: cytoskeleton.
AGAAAUGCUGAUGACUUUAUUAUUUUUUGUUUCUUACAACAAUCUGAAUUUGGUCGUCGCAACGUAACAAACAGAUUUGGUGUGCAUUAAUCACUUUGCUUGCCACUCACUCUCUGCAACUUAUUUCAGAUUUUCCAACUCAAUUUACAUUUUAGGGUUUCUUUUCAGAUUCUCUGAUCCGAAUGAAAUGUCUGAGAAUAAUCACGUAGAAGAGCAGAUUCCGGAUUCAGAUCCUCAAUCAAAUGGGGUUACCGAAUCAAACAUUGAUACUAUUCAAAAUCAGGUAAAUCAUGUUGAUAUUAAAGAUGAAGUUUUGGGAGAAACUGAAGAUGGGAAAUCUGUAGAGGAUACUGCUAGAGAUGACAUGUUUGUUGAUUGCCCCGACGAGUUAAUCACAUUCGAUGGUAAGCUAAAGGAAGAAGAAGCUGUAGCUGCUGAAAAUGAAGAUGAAAAGGAGGAAGGGGAAAGUCAAAUUCUAAAUCAACAACAGAGUCAAUUUGUUGGAUUGGAUAAUGGCGUAGUGGGGGAGGUGGAACAGCUGCGCCUUAAGUUGGAGAAUGCGGUUGCUGAGAAAGAUAGUGUUGUGGAGGAAUAUCAGGAUCGUCUAUUUGCGAGGGACCGUGAGAUAGAGAAUCUAAAUGCAAAGAUUUCCCAAUUAAUGCUAUCCAAUGAGAGCUUGCAAGAUUCAACAGAAGUUCAGCUUGAAGAGGAUAGUGAUAUUGAUAAUGUGAUAGCUAAGAUGAUAUCUUCGCUUGCAACAGUUAUUAAUCAAGAGCAAGUACUGGAUAACUCUAGAAGUGGAAAAAUAGUAUAUAUCGAGGAAAGUACCCGGGUUUUGAUCGAAAAGUAUAAUCUGAUUCUUUCUGAAGUUUAUCAACUUGGGCAGUCGUGCUCUGAGGUCGGCUUGGAUAUUAGAGAGCAGGAAUAUGGGAACAUACUCACUGAUGCCCGUGGUGGGUUACUGGAGCUCAAGAGGAAGCAAGAUGAAUUGGUCGAAAAACUGUCGCAUUUAGAAGGCGAAAAUCAGAAACUGGUAGAAGAGCUUGACAAGGAAAGGGCGGUGAUAGGGACAUUGAAUGCUGAGCUUGGAAAUGUAAAAGUAGAACUUGAGCAUGAAAAGGUUAAAAGUGGUAAUACCAAAGAGAAGCUUAGUAUGGCUGUGACAAAAGGAAAGGCCUUGGUACAGCAGCGGGAUUCAUUAAAGGCAUCUUUGGCUGAUAAAUCCAGCGAGCUUGAAAAAAGUUUAAUUGAAUUGCAGGAGAAGUCAGCUGCACUAGAAGCUGCUGAAUUUAUUAAAGAGGAGUUGGCACAGAGUGAAAAUAUGGUUGCAUCCCUGAAUAAUUCAUUACAACAAAAUAAUGCAAUUUUUGAGCAAGUAGAAGAAAUAUUGUCUCAUGCUGAACUUGAUCAGCCUGAAAUGCUUGAUUUUCCAGAGAGAUUAAGAUGGCUCGUAGAUGACAGAAAUAAACUUAAGGGUGCCUUCCUGGAAUUAUGCAAAUUGAAGGAAUCUCUAUCUCUAUUGGACCUGCCAGAAUCUGUUUCAUCAUCCGACCUGGAAUCACAGAUGAACUGGCUUAUAGAUUCUUUUAGUAAGGCCCGCAAUGAUAUUUAUGUUCUACAAGAAGAAAUUUCUACAAUCAAGGAAGCAUCCGUCAACUACAUUGACCGUUUGAGUAUUUCACUUUUGUUGGAGUCACAGGAAAAAGAUUACCUUCAGUCUGAAUUAACAGAUUUAAGGUUUGAAUAUGGAGAGUUUGUUGGCAAGAACCAUCAGAACUCUUUGGAGAAGGAUCAGAUAGUGAAAAUGUUAGUUGAUUUUUCUGGUCUAAACAUGGAAGAUGAAGGAAUUGAUCAAUUUUCUUCUAACACUUCGAUGAUCAUUGAUUUAUGCUUUAAAAAAAUGAAAGGAAAGAAUGGUAACCUCUCCAGAGCAUCUCAUAUUGAUCCCGAAUUGUUUGAAAGGAUUCAAAGUCUCCUGUAUGUUAGGGAUCAAGGCUUAAAGCUCUACGAGGAUAUACUGGAAGAAGAUAUGCUAAUUAGAUCAGACGUGUCAAAUGAGUUAAAAGUGGUAUCUGACGAAAUUAUAGCACUGAAAAACGAAAGGAGUUCUCUGCUGAAAGAUCUUGAACGAUCAGAAGAGAAGACUGGCAUGCUUAGGGACAAGUUGUCCAUGGCAGUUAAGAAAGGAAAGGGAUUGGUUCAAGAUAGGGACAAUCUAAAAGGUCUUAUAAAUGAAAAGAACUCGGAGAUUGAGCGGUUGAAGGUUGAUUUGCAGAAGCAAGAAUCUGCAGUUUCUGAAUACAAGGAUGAGAUCAAUAGAUUGUCCAGUGACUUGGAAAGCAUUCCAAAGCUAGAGGGUGUUAUAAAUGAAAAGAACUCAGAGAUUGAUCAGUUGAAGGUUGAUUUGCAGAAGCAAGAGUCUGCAGUUUCUGAAUACAAGGAUGAGAUCAACAGAUUGUAUAGUGAUUUGGAAAGCAUUCCAAAGCUAGAGGCUGUUAUAAAUGAAAAGAACUCAGAGAUUGAGCAGUUGAAGGUUGAUUUGCAGAAGCAAGAAUCUGCAGUUUCUGAAUACAAGGAUGAGAUCAAUAGACUGUCCAGUGAUUUGGAAAGCAUUCCAAAGCUAGAGGCUGUUAUAAAUGAAAAGAACUCGGAGAUUGAGCAGUUGAAGGUUGAUUUGCAGAAGCAAGAAUCUGUAGUUUCUGAAUACAAGGAUGAUAUCAAUAGAUUGUCCACUGACUUGGAAAGCAUUCAUAAGCUACAGGCUGAUAUAAAUGAAAAGAACUCGGAGAUUGAGCAGUUGAAGGUUGAUUUGCAGAAGCAAGAAUCUGUAGUUUCUGAAUACAAGGAUGAGAUCAAUAGAUUGUCCAGUGAUUUGGAAAGCAUUCCAAAGCUAGAGGCUGAUCUUCUAGAAAUAAAAAGUGAAAAGAAUCAGUUUGAACAGUUCUUGUUGGAGAGCAAUAACAUGUUACAGAGAGUGAUGGAAUGCAUUGAUGGUAUUGUUCUUCCAGUUGAUCCAGUUUUUGGCGAACCUAUAGAAAAGGUGAAGUGGCUUGCUGGUUAUGUCAGUGAAUGCCAAGAUGCUAAGGUGCAUGUAGAGCAACAGUUGCAGGUAGUAAAGGAGGAGGCCAGUAUACUUGAAGCUAAAUUGGCAGAAGCCCAAGAAACUGUAAAUUCCCACGGGCAAAGAUUGUCAACUUCAGAGGGCAGUGUUUCUCAACUUGCUGAAGAAAAGGCAGAGUUAGAAUGCGAGAAAGAAAAAGUUGCGGAAGAGUUACAGAAAGUUAAAGAAAAAGUUGCUGAAGCUUGCAGUACUAGUACGUCACUUGAAGAUGCCUUAUCACAAGCAGAAAAAGAUAUUUCUGUUCUUUCUGAAGAGAAAGAGCAGGCUCAAGUAUCUAGAGUUGCUGCAGAGACAGAGUUAGAGAGAGUUAGAGAUGAAGCAGUCAACCAGACAAGAGAACUAGAAGAGGCAAGAAGAACCAUAAAGGAUCUAGAAGUUGAACUAUCUCAGGUUGAGAGUAAGGUCAAUUUAUUGACUGAAAAGUAUAAUGCUGAGCAAGAUGUCAAGGCUGAAUUGGAAAGUGAAUUGAAGAAGCUGCAAGAUGAAGCAGAAAAUAAUGCUAGCAAGUUGGUAGGUUCCUCUGCAACUAUAAAAUCACUGGAAGAUGCAUUGUUGAAGGCCCAAGAUGAUAUUUCUAUUCUAGAAGAUGCAAAUAAAAUUGCCAAACAGGAAAUAUCUUCGCUCAGUUCAAAGUUAAAUUCAUACAUGGAUGAGUUAUCUGGAAAGAAUGGCAACUUGGAGAACAAAUCCAUAGAGCUCAGUGGCUUCCUUAAUGAUCUUCAGGUUCUUAUGAAAGACGCUACUCUAUUUCUCAGGAUAAAACAAUGUUUUGAGAGGAAAUGUGAGAGCCUGAAGAAUGUGGAUCUCAUUGUGAACAAAGUAAGAAACCACAUUGCUGUGGUUUCUAAGGGUUCUGAAGGGCACCUUGAGAUGGAGGAAGAUCCACCUGUGAGAAAAUCAAUUUCAGACGGCCUUGAAAACUUUGAAGUUGAACUGGACAACGGGGAGUUUAAUGGAAUUGAUAUUGACACCUUAAUCUCAUCAUUUGGAAAGAUUGUGAAAGGAUUUCAGCUGAGAAAUAAACAUAUUGCAGAUAGGUUUGAUGAAUUUUCUGAUUCUAUUGAUGACUUUAUUUCUCCUCUCCAUGGAAAACUCAUGGAAACAGAGUCUAAUAUAAUGGCUAUUGUUGAGCACGUGGAAGUUAUGAGAGAAAAGGCAAAUAGUGUGACAAAGUUGAACGAAGAAAAGGAUAGUACCAUUGCCGCUUUAGAAAAUGAUAUCAAUUUAUUGCUGUCUGCAUGCACUGAUUCUACCAGUGAACUUCAGAAUGAAGUUCACCAUAAUCUUGGGCAACUUGGCUCCACUUUUGAGGUUGAGAAGUUAAACCAUGAAGCAGAUGAACAAGUAGCAGAUCAUAAGAACAGCAAAUAUGCAGAUGCAUCAAGAAAGUUGAUAAAUGCUUCUGGCAAAGUUCAAACUUUGAUUAAACUAUUCAAACUUAAAAGUGAGCAAGUAGAUGCAAUAGUUAGAGAUUUGCAGACCAAAUUGAACGAAACAACGUUUGAUUUUGAAUUGGCUACAGAGGAGAGAGACUUGAAUAAAGACAGAGUUUUGCUAUUGGAGUCUGAUAUUCAAUCACUCCAAAGUGCAUGCAGGGAGCUUAAGGAUAAGGCAGAGGGUUAUCAUGUUCUGGAAGAAGAAUUAAAGGAAAAAGAGGAAAAGAUUUCAUCAUUGCACAGUGCUUUGUUGGCAAAAGAAGAAGAAAGCUCCAUCCUUUCAGCAUCUCAGCUGAGUGAUAUCUUCAACAAGAUAGAUAGGAUCGAAAUCCCUAUUGUAGAGUCUGAAGAUGAUAUUGAGCCACAUGCUUCAGACCCUGUGAAGAAGCUCUUUUACAUUAUUGAUAGUGUUAGUAGGUUGCAUCAUCAAAUAAGUUCUCUGUCUCACGAUAAAAAGGAGAUGCAAUCAAUCCUCGAAACUAAGGCUCUUGAAAUUAAGGAUCUAAAGGAGGAAGUUAAACAACUCAGUAGACACUCUGAAGACUCAAAAAUGGUCAAGAAUGAACUGUCUGAACUGAUGUCUGUUUUAGAAAAAAUUAUAGAUAUUUUGGGAGCCAAUGAAUGCGUUGUAGAUAGAAAAUCUAAAGAUGUUAGAGAAUUAUUGCCACCAUUGGAAAAGCAUAUCAUUGCAAUUCUUUCAGAAUCUGAAAACUCAAAAUCCAAGGCCCAGGAGCUUGGUAUUAAAUUAGUUGGAAGUCAGAAGGUUAUUGAUGAAUUAACAACCAAGGUUAAAUCACUUGAAGAUUUGAUUCAAGAUAGGAUUGCUCAGCCAGAAAUUGUCCAGGACAGGAGCAUAUAUGAAGCACCUUCAUUGCCUGCUGGCUCUGAGAUAACUGAAGUUGAAGAGGGACCUCUUGGCAAGAAAGCAUUAUCUCCUGUCCCAUCGGCUGCUCACGUACGAAAUAUGCGAAAAGGAUCUACUGACCAUCUAGCACUUGAUAUUAACGUGGAGUCUGAUCCUUUAAUCAACAGUGCUGAUACUAAUGAUGAUAAAGGUCAUGUAUUCAAGUCUCUGAACACUUCUGGAUUCGUACCGAAACAAGGAAAGCUCAUUGCAGAUCGUAUUGAUGGAAUCUGGGUAUCUGGUAGCGGGGUUCUCAUGAGUCGUCCGAGAGCAAGAUUAGGACUCAUCGGCUAUUUGCUAAUCAUGCAUAUAUGGCUAUUGGGGACAGUAUUGUAGAAAAAACUGUGAUCUUACCAAUCUGUACUACUCAACACAAUGUCCUACAUCUGCAAAUUGUAAUGUAGAUAGAUAUAGUAACAAUGUCCUUCAGAAGCCUACCUUGUUUUUCUUUAGUCUCAUCUUCAAGCCCUCUAUUAGUUCUCUGCAAUCACAUUUUAGGGAUUCAGAGAUUCUAGUUUUCAUGUUUGGGCUCAAAUUUUUUAUGUUAUUUUAAUUGCAGCCCCUUACAUUGUAUUGUCCCUACAUUUGUUUCAAAAUUAAGGGAUGUGGUAGGUAGGAAAUAGAUAGAUGAAUUUUUUCACUUGUUAGUAUAAUAAAAAUGUAAAAUGAUUUUUAAGUGAUUCUUUUCUAUCUCAAGCAAUUAAUAAAAUAUAUUAUACUGAGAUCAA